Molecule: messenger RNA, 2555 nt
Organism: Gryllus bimaculatus (two-spotted cricket)
Lineage: Eukaryota; Metazoa; Arthropoda; Insecta; Orthoptera; Gryllidae
Source: the annotation of a GenBank genome assembly
GCCAUGCUGUCACCAUUGUUUCUAUUUUCCACAUUUCUUGCAGCGCAAUUCCUCGGUGUAGUUGUUGCGGGCCUAUCGGCCGUGGAUACACAAGGUCUUGAACUCUUGAUCUGACACUUUCGGCAAAGGUGCUGCCCAGAGAGUAUAUUGGUGCUGCCCUCAGGUAAGAAACUCUAAAAGUCACGUUUUCUGGGCAUCAACUAUAUUUUAGUAUUAUAGUAGGAUUUAUUUAACAACGCACUUGUAAAUCAGACGUUGGAUAAAACAGCAACAGCUGGUUUACCUCAAGUGCACGACUAAAUAGAUCGUACUAGACUAUAGUAUAUACUCUUUGAUAUGCAUGUUCUUCCUGGUUCUUUCGCGCCACGCGUUGCAAAUGCGUACGGGUUUGAAAUAGCGAAUUAGUUCGAACUAUUGGAAUGAAGCUGCUUAGUAUAGAAGAUGACUUAUUUAUUCUGUGUAUUUAAUCCCUGGUGGGAAAGUAAUGUUGAAUUGUAUGACUUGUUUGACAAUAUCGUGGAAUAAGGUUUCACGAAUUACAUAAACAAGUUGCUAAUAAUUUCCUGGACCGAUAUUAUGUCUCAAGAAGUCCAAGUUCUUCAAUGCUACUCUUGUCAGUCAUACCAGACUCAGAUCGUGAAGAAAACAAAUAAAUGGGUUUGCAAACUUUGUAAUGAAAAGCAGGUUGUAAAGAAGGUAUUAGGUCAAGGGAAUGGAAAGGACUGUCGCAAACACUGUCAACGCUUAAAUGCUUUACGAGAGGCAAAACAAGAAAAAGAAAAGAAUAUCUCUCUCAGUUUGUAUGGUCAUGAAAAUACUUCUGAAUGUUCAGAGGAACGAAGUGACAAAAACAUGUCAUCUCAACCUGGAAACAGUAAGUGGAAUAAGUACCUCUCGCAGACUUACACUUCUGAAGUUGAUGAAGAAGAACAAAAUGAUAUUUACCCCUCACAGCUUUAUUUUCCAUCAUCUACGCCUGUUAGUGUUGACAUUCCUUCCCCUGCAAAUUCAAGAAAUGAUUCAGUUCAAACUAUUUCUAAUCUCUCAUCUGAUUUUUUUAUGGACAGUGAUGAUUGCUUGUUUGUUGAUAUACCACAAGACAGUGAUACAUCAAGGAAAGAUACUCAUAGUAGUGAAUGUGAUGAAAUAAGAACUAACACUAUAAAUACAGCUCCAAAGAAACAACAAAACGAACUGCUUCCAUCUGGUUCUUUUGGUCAUGGUGUUUCAAUUCAGUCAACAGAAAGAAGUAUCAAAAAUUCGGAACAUUUGAAAAUGUCAAAGGCAAAGCCAAUUGAAGUUGGGAGGGGUGGAAAAGGGCCUUCUGGACCUAAUCAUUGUGAUACCAAUGCAGUGUUUAAAAUGGUGCCUUCAGAUGGUUUUGACAUUGAACAUUUCAAAAAAAGUAUCAGUUUGUUUGAAGAUAUUGACAAAUACACAACUGAUGAAUUAAAUGAAAUGUGUAAAUUUUAAAUAAGAAAUGUAAAAUUGGAAAUUAAAUAUAAUUUACAAAGGCUUAGAGUAUUUGUUCCUUUACUGCAUUUGGAUUAUAUGGGGCAGAAAAGAGAACAUUAAUUAAUUAGAGAAGAUACCAGACUUUCUUGUGUUCUGUUUUUAUGUAAAUGUGUGGUUGUCUUUUUUUCUUCCGAAUUUCUAUUUAAGUAUUAAAUGUCAAGAUAUGUCUACUGCUGUUCUAUGAUUAAUAAAAGAUCUUGAAUUUAAAUUUAGGUUUUUUUGUAAAUAGACAUUGCUAACCAACUUCAAUUUGUUGUAAUUAUUAUGAUUAGGGAGCAGAUUUUAAUGAAAUAUCUUUUUUUUUUCUCUUUUCACUUUAGAUCAAUUCUGUUUAAUAUAGAAAUUCACUUUAUGUUAUAACAAAACAAAGUGACAGAUUUUUAUGUAAUUUUUGCAUUUUUUGUUGAUUUUGACUUAUAAGUUUGAAUAAUAAGUUAAGUUAAUAAUAUAUUUCAACCUUUCUGUGUUAUUUUUAAUGCAUGUUUCGCAGAUUUCUUUGAUUGUAAUAUCAUUUUAAAGGUACUUGCUUCAAACAAUAUUUACGAAGUGCAUCAAAUGUUCACCACAAUUUUCCUGUGUAACCUAUUCAAUUUCUUCAUUUAUAUAUUGUAAUGUCAGGUGUUGUGAGUACUAUAUAAUGUAAGGUUCCUGUGACACCUGUCAGGGAACACAUCUUUGCAAGUCUCCUGAUUUCACGAUAAAGGCAGAGAAUUUUCUUUUAAAGAACAGUCCAAACGAAAUGUUUGCAAGCAGAGUUCACUUGUGUUUUUGAUCAAUUUUUUUUUUUUUUUACGUCAUUUUCUUUUUGUUUUUAGGAUAUUUUUAAGAGCAUUUUAUUGAUCAUUUUUGGCAAUGUUUCAUGAUAUCAAAAUUCACCUCUCAUCAUGUUUUUUAAUAUAGUAAUUCAAAUUAAACAUUCUUCUUUUGAAAUGUAAUUGUGCAAAGUUUAAUCUCUGCAGUUAGGGGCUUUCUUGUUUUUAUGUUCUUUAUUGACAGUCAAUUUGUCUUGAAUUUUACAGACUACUUAAAUGUACACUAGU